AAAUAAGUGAACCACGCAGGGUCCUUCCGGGGGGUGACCUUCAGCUGGCCAUUCGGGAUGAUGGACUUUCCAUCCCAGAACCAUGGCUCCAUUUGUCCGUAACCUUGUGGAGAAGACCCCAGCACUGGUGAAUGCUGCUGUGACUUACUUGAAGCCUCGAUUGGCCGCAUUUUGAUACUACACCACGGUUGAGCUGGUUCCUCCCACCCCUGCUGAGAUCCCUAGAGCUAUUCAGAGCCUGAAAAAAAUAGUCAGUAGUGCUCAGACUGGUAGCUUCAAACAGCUCACAGUUAAGGAAGCUUUGCUGAAUGGUUUGGUGGCCACUGAGGUAUCGAUGUGGUUUUAUGUCAGAGAGAUCAUAGGCAAGCGUGGCAUCAUUGGCUAGAAUGUUUGAAGACCAGUCUUAACAUCUGAUUAUAUUUGAUUUAUUAUUUGAGUGUUGUUGGACCAGGUGUGAUCAGACUGCGAUCUGAAUA
This is a messenger RNA of Pan troglodytes (chimpanzee), 476 nucleotides long. It is a transcript of the gene ATP5MGL, whose product is annotated as ATP synthase membrane subunit g like. NCBI's taxonomy places the organism in Eukaryota, Metazoa, Chordata, Mammalia, Primates, Hominidae. The transcript has a single exon. Gene Ontology annotation, molecular function: proton transmembrane transporter activity. The record is from RefSeq and is a predicted model, not a curated record. Gene Ontology annotation, biological process: proton motive force-driven ATP synthesis.